Molecule: messenger RNA, 7042 nt
Organism: Talpa occidentalis (Iberian mole)
Lineage: Eukaryota; Metazoa; Chordata; Mammalia; Eulipotyphla; Talpidae
Gene: HMGXB3
Product: HMG-box containing 3
Exons: 19
Coding region: 2220-6128 (1302 amino acids)
Source: RefSeq, a predicted model, not a curated record
GUUGCGAGGAGCGGGUGAGGGGGCAGUGCGGGGGUCUCGCUGGUUUCGAGUCCGCCGGUAAACCAGUUUCGCAGAUGAGAAAGCUUGAGUUUGAGAGUAGGUAGUUUGCUCAAGGUCAUAGAACUCUGCGGGCCCUGUUAAAAAUAAAGGUGUGGUUUACAAUUAAAAUUCUAGUCUUUUGCCCACCAGAGCCCUUGGCUUUAGCCUUUGUAGAAUGCUGCACCCCUCCCGCCCUUAUUUUUGCAUCGUCGUACUCGGGCCUAGUAUCUGAAAACAAGUUUGCACCCAGGAUUAAAACGUGGCGGUCAAAACCCUGCAAAGUGUCUCGCUGCCCCAUAUCCCAAGGUAGCUGUGAUGGCUUUGUUUCCUAUUUUGCUUUGGGUGCCCUUAUGUCACUCUUUGCACAGGCUCUCCAGCAGCUACUGCUUUUUGUCUGCCAGGCUCUCAGUGGCUGAGAAGUUAAGUAUUAAGGGCAAAAAAAAAAAAAAAACCCAAAAAAUCCAUAGGUCCGUAUCGCCUUGAUUACAACUCCGGCUUCUCUUAUCCUUCACUGACCUGCAACUUCCCCAGCCAAGUUGUGGAUUAUGUUCUCGGUGCUGCACUGUGUUAGAAUGCAUGGUCAUUUUUUCGGUUUUCUUUAUUUUAGUGGGAAGAGAAAUUAUUUAACGAUGACACAGAACUAGAAAGAAUCUUGGGUAUAAUGUGUUCUGGAGUUUGUCUUUAAUUACAGGUGAAAUAUUUGCGUUUUCUUGGAGGAUUUUUAGCUUUCCCAACAUUCACAAAGGAAUUCUUUUCUCCCUGCAAAGUUGGUAGUGACUGAGUUCAACUUCUUCAUCACACAUGAAGAAUAAAGUGAAAUUUAGGAUGGGGAAUGUACUUGUUGGAGAUUACAUGGUUUGAAAAGUUUAGAUUUGGAACCCAGUCUCCUGACUUGACAUGGAUUCUCCUUCUCAUUAUACCUCAUCAUUGUGAAAGGAGGAUUAAAGGAGAUGAUAAAUGGGCUUCGUAAUACACAGAUGAGUUCCAGAAUCCUAAAUCCUCUUCCAGAAGUUUUUCAGUAGCAAUCACAUCAUAUCCCUCUCAUAAAAUUCAGGUGGUUUCUGAAAACUGUUCUCCCACAUGGGUUGAGUCUUGUGGUAAAGCUCCAAAUUAGGAUAUGGCCACAAAUAAACUUACUCUUCUUGAGCUAACAAGUUUUUUUUUAUGCUUUUGUUUUCCUAGGAAAAGCUGUUAGUAGAGUUUCUGUUUUUUAAGGUCAGUGCCAGAGAGCUAAUACUGGUAUGUCAAAUUACCGUUUAUACCUGCACUGGCCAAUACCAUAACCAGUAGCUCUAUGUGGCUAUUUAAGUUAAUUGCAAUUAAACAGAACAAUACCAUUUUGCAGCCACGCUAACCAUAAUUUAGAUGCCAGAUAGCUGUAGCUGCCUACCAUAUUGGAGAGCACAGGCAUAGAACACUUGCAUGAUCACAGUUUAUUGAAUAACGCUGCUUUAGAAGUUGCCAGUGGCGAUGGGAACAGUAUAGUAUAUGAAAGAGCUGGGUUUUUGGAUUAAAAAAAAUCUGGUUUUCAAGUUCCUAUUUGGAUAGAGUGGCCUUGGGCAGGUUGCUAAGCAUUUCAGCUACAGAUGGUUCCUCUUUGGAUAGUACAACGAUCCUUUUGGAUAGUACAUGACUUUCUGUGAUCUCCUUUGAGCCUUAUUACUGGAAAUCUGUGCUAAGGUGGGUGGGCCACUUACUGAGCAGGGAGAUUUCCAUACUCCAGAGAUUCUGAUUCAGAACGGCUGAGGUAGCACCCUGGACUCUGCAUGGGUAAGAAGUACCAUGGGUGCCUUUUUAGGAUCUGUUGAAUUUGAGAAAUGACUGAGCCUUAAAGCCCUGGCAGAAAUGAGAUCACUGGAUCAGGAGGUACCUAUCUCCUUUAGGGUUGAUUUUUUUUUUUUUUUUAAGAUUUUAUUUAUUUAUUUAUACAAGCACUGAGUACAGUCAGAAGCGCGGGAGGAUGAGAGAAUUCACCAGAGCCAGAGAGGGAGCAGAACAGGCAGACUGACAAUACACUGCUGAGAGGAGCAGCGGGCGGCAGGAGAAAUCUACGUGCCAUGUGGGUCCCUUGCCCUGCGGCCGUGGGGAUCGAACCAGCGCUGCAGAGGCUGCAGGCAGCUUCGCAGCCCAGCGCUCAACCGCUGCGCCACCGGGAAGGCUCUAGGGUUGAUUCUUGAAACAUGUUUGUGUUUGACUUUCCUCUAGCCAUGGAUGCAUCAUCAUAUGAUGGUACUGAGGUAACUGUCGUGAUGGAGGAAAUUGAGGAAGCCUAUUGUUAUACCUCCCCUGGGCCACCCAAGAAGAAGAAAAAGUAUAAAAUACAUGGAGAAAAGGCCAAGAAACCCAGGUCGGCCUACCUUCUGUACUAUUAUGACAUCUACCUGAAAGUGCAGCAGGAGCUCCCCCAUCUCCCCCAGUCUGAGAUCAAUAAGAAGAUUAGUGAGAGUUGGCGACUUCUCAGUGUGGCGGAGAGGAGUUACUACUUGGAGAAAGCCAAACUAGAGAAAGAAGGUUUGGAUCCUAAUUCUAAGCUCUCUGCCCUGACUGCUGUGGUUCCGGACAUCCCAGGUUUCCGCAAGAUCCUCCCACGCUCAGAUUACAUCAUCAUCCCCAAGAGCAGCCUGCAAGAGGAUCGGAGCUGCCCUCAGCUCGAGCUGUGUGUGGCUCAGAACCAGAUGUCACCUAAAGGACCAUCUCUUGUGUCCAACACUGCCCUGGAGGCUGUGUCCAGCCAUGCAGGCAUGGCGGAGCAGUGCCUGGCUGUGGAGGCCCUGGCUGAGGAGGUGGGAAGCCUUGCCCAGCCCAGUGCUAUACAGGAGAUCACCACCUCAGAGAUCCUCGGCCAGGAUAUGCUACUAGAGGAGGCGUCCCUGGAGGUAGGGGAGAGCCACCAACCUUACCAGACAAGCCUGGUAAUCGAAGAAACCCUGGUGAAUGACUCACCAGACCUCCCAACAGGAAGCCUGGCUGUGCCCCACCCCCAGGUUGGGGAGAGUAUGUCAGUGGUAACAGUCAUGAGGGAUUCCAGUGAGAGUAGCUCCUCUGCGCCAACCACACAGUUCAUCAUGUUGCCUCUUCCUGCAUACUCGGUUGUGGAGAACCCCACCUCCAUCAAACUGACCACUACGUACACCCGACGGGGCCAUGGGACAUGCACCAGCCCAGGUUGCUCCUUUACCUACGUCACCAGGCACAAACCACCUAAGUGCCCUACCUGCGGUAACUUCCUAGGAGGCAAGUGGAUCCCAAAGGAAAAGCCAGCCAAAGUCAAAGUGGAAUUGGCUUCUGGUGUCUCCUCCAGAGGCUCUGUAGUUAAAAGACAUCAGCAGCCUGUCACCACUGAGCAAAAUUCCCCUAAGGAAAAUGCCUCCCAGCUGACUCUGGAGAACUCCGAAGCUGUAAGCCAGCUCCUAAGUGUAGCUCCUCCAAGAGAAGUGGGUGAGGAGAAUGAGUGGGAGGAAGUGAUCAUCUCAGAUGCCCAUGUUUUGGUCAAGGAAGCUCCUGGGAGUCGUGGUAUAGCAGUCACUAAGACAUCAGUCAUCAAGAAUGGUGUGCAGCCUGAGGCCACCCUGGGGACAACUGAGAAUGACAAUCCUGGAUCAGACAUUCCACCACCAGCCGAGGGGACCGGGACCGGUACCUCCAGUCCACUCCCUGCUCCUAAAAAAACUGCAGGAGUUGAUCUUACCCCUGGGCCGAGAGCCCCAGAGAUUAAAGGCAGAGCAAGGGGCAAACCCUCAUUACUGGCUGCAGCAAGACCCAUGAGAGCGAUCCUCCCGGCCCCAACUAAUGUGGGGCGAGGUGGCAGCAUGGGGCUCCCCAGGGCCAGACAGGCCUUUCCCAUGAGUGAUAAGACUCCAUCUGUGAGGACUUGUGGCCUGAAGCCAAGCACACUGAAGCAGCUGGGCCAGCCCAUUCAACAGCCAUCGAGCACUGGGGAGGUGAAGCUACCGAACGGCCCAGUCAACAGGACAUCCCAGGUGAAAGUUGUAGAGGUCAAACCUGAUAUGUUUCCUCCGUAUAAGUACAGCUGCACUGUCACAUUGGAUUUGGGCCUGGCUACAUCAAGAGGCCGGGGAAAGUGCAAGAAUCCCUCUUGUAGCUAUGUCUACACCAACCGGCAUAAACCUCGGGUUUGUCCCAGCUGUGGUUUUAACCUUGCCAAGGACCGGACUGAGAAAACCAACAAGGUUCUCGAGACGAGCCCACCCCUCCCAGAUGUGCUGAGUGCCACGGAGCCUCUGAGCACCACCCAGAGGGAGAUCCAGCGCCAGUCCACACUGCAGUUGCUGCGCAAGGUCCUGCAGAUUCCCGAGAAUGAGUCAGAGCUGGCCGAGGUCUUCGCCUUGAUUCAUGAACUAAACAGCUCUCGACUCAUCCUGUCCAACGUGAGUGAGGAGACAGUCACCAUCGAGCAGACCUCUUGGUCGAAUUAUUAUGAGUCUCCGUCCACGCAGUGCCUUCUCUGUAGCAGCCCAUUAUUCAAAGGGGGACAAAACUCCCUGGCAGGACCUCAGGAGUGCUGGCUGCUGACAGCCAGCCGACUGCAGGUGGUGACUGCUCAGGUGAAGAUGUGUCUGAAUCCCCAGUGUCUGGCCCUGCACAGCUUCAUGGACAUUUAUACAGGUCUCUUUAAUGUGGGGAACAAGCUGCUGGUGAGCCUGGACUUGCUUUUUGCAAUCCGAAACCAGAUCAAGCUGGGAGAGGACCCCAGAGUAUCCAUCAGCACUGUUCUAAAGUCAGUGCAGGAGCAGACAGAGAAGACUCUGACCUCAGAGGAGCUGAACCAGCUGCAGGAACUUCUGUGCAAUGGCUACUGGGCUUUCGAGUGCCUCACUGUCCGAGACUACAAUGACAUGAUCUGUGGCAUCUGUGGUGUGGCCCCUAAAGUGGAAAUGGCCCAGAGGAGUGAAGAAAAUGUGCUGGCACUGAAGAGUGUGGAGUUCACCUGGCCUGAGUUCUUGAGCUCUAAUGAAGUCAAUGUGGAGGAUUUCUGGGCCACGAUGGAGACAGAGGCGAUCGAGCAAGUGGCCUUCCCCACCAGCAUCCCCAUCACCAAGUUUGAUGCCUCUGUUAUCGCGCCCUUCUUCCCACCACUCAUGAGAGGAGCUAUGGUCGUCAACACGGAGAGAGACAAAAGCCUGGAUGUGCAGCCGGCACCUGGCAAUGGCAGUGCCUUGGUGAGGCUGCUCCAGGAGGGCGCCUGCAGGCUGGAGGAGAUCAGCACCUACAGUGAAGAUGACCUGCGGCACCUGCUCAGGCAGUGCAGCAUCCCCUUUGGGGCAGAUGACUCUAAGGACCAGCUCUGCUUCUCCUUGCUGGCCCUCUACAAAUCUGUCCAGAAUGGAGCCAGUGCCAGACAGCCCCCACCUCAUUUCACAGGGGGUAAGAUCUACAAGGUGUGCCCCCAUCAGGUGGUCUGUGGCUCUAAGUACCUUGUGCGGGGCGAGAGCGCCCUGGACCACGUGGACUUGCUCGCCUCUUCCCGCCACUGGCCGCCCGUCUACGUGGUAGACAUGGCCACCCCAGUGGCCCUGUGUGCCGAUCUCUGGUACCCUGAACUGACCAACCAGAUGUGGGGGAGGAACCAGGGCUGCUUCUCCAGCCCCACAGAGCCGCCUGUGAACGUGUCCUGCCCAGAGCUCUUGGAUCAGCAUUAUGCUGUGGAUGUGACAGAGGCUGAGCACUCCGUCCAGCACCCUGUCACCAAGACUGCCACCCGGCGCAUCGUCCAUGCCGGCACACAGCCCAGCCCUGGUGACCCCAGCGCCGGGCACCACUCUUUGGCCCUGUGCCCUGAGUUGGCACCCUACACAACCAUCCUGGCCUCCAUCCGGGACAGCAAACCAAAUAGUGUCCGCCAGCGGCCCAUCGCCUUUGACAACGCCACCCACUAUUACCUCUACAAUCGCCUCAUGGACUUCCUCACCAGCCGCGAGAUUGUCAACCGGCAGAUCCACGACAUCGUGCAGAGCUGCCAGCCUGGCGAGGUGGUCAUCCGCGACACCCUCUACCGCCUGGGGGUUGCUCAGAUCAAGACAGAGACGGAGGAGGGUGAGGAAGAGGAGGCAGCCGUGGCGGCAGAAUAGACAGGCUCUGCACAGAGACUACACCGUCUCUCUCAAGCCAUACGAGGCCCGCCCGGGCAGGGGCGGAGGGAGGCUCGCCUGCAGAGAGGGCCUCUGAUGCUGGGACUGACCAAAGAGCUUCCAUUUCCUGAGCACGCCGGGGCCCAGUCCUUGGUUCGCCACCUCACGGGGUUGGGAAGGCAGCAGAGCGCUCCUUACCAGCCCAAGAGAGCACUUGGGGGGACAUGGUGUGUUCAGCAGAGGGGAGGGAGCCUGAGGGUGCCUGGUGGGUACCUGGCCUGCUAGGGCCCCGGGGGGCCGAGGCGGGAGUCUGGCACUAGGUGGGAAGGCCGCGAGGUGUCUUCUGUCCCCGAGGAACGCCGUCUCCAGGGCCCACCCCCACGAGUUCCUUAGCCUGUUGCCUUUGACCCUGGGCCUUGGGGGCUUCAUUUGCUCUGGGGGCCCCUUUGGUUCCUGAUUCUCUCAAGGAGGGCUGCAUUUUCCUCCUGCUUUUCCUAUACCCUAUAGGGGAAGCUGAGGUGGGAGAAGCAGCCGCAGCUCUUCCAGGACUUCCCUCUCUGCCCCAAACUUUGAGGAAGAAGGUCCCCUUCCUCCUUUCCCUGGCCACUGCUGCUGCACCUACAUCCUCCCUGGGCCCUCCCCAUGGCGGGGAUGUGGCCCGCGGGCAUGACAUAACCUGGCAGCAGUAGGAGAAACUCCCUUCUGUGAAGGGGAAGCGGCCCAGGCUGAAAGGAAACAGCGGACUGCUCAGUGCCCAGGGUUUGCUGGGGCCUGGGAGCUGGCCGUGUGUUAUUUAAGUUAUUGAGAGGAGCAGAGUAGGUGGCUUUUUUCCCCUCUCACUUCCCCCGACAAGAAUAAAAUUUAUUAAAUUAUCUGAUUUUGGUGAAGCGAGUCAAGUGCAUGCGCACUGUACC